This is a messenger RNA of Magnusiomyces paraingens, 6735 nucleotides long. RefSeq lists its product as uncharacterized. The coding region runs from base 1 to 6735 and encodes 2244 amino acids. Gene Ontology annotation, molecular function: metal ion binding; ATP binding; acetyl-CoA carboxylase activity. The transcript is spliced from 2 exons. Gene Ontology annotation, biological process: fatty acid biosynthetic process. Lineage: Eukaryota; Fungi; Ascomycota; Dipodascomycetes; Dipodascales; Dipodascaceae. The record is from RefSeq and is a predicted model, not a curated record.
AUGUCUACCAUAAUAAAUUCUAAUUCAAACGAUUCUCAGUAUGAUCACUCGAAACUUUCAAGCCAUUUCAUUGGCUUGAAUACAGUAGAGACUGCCCCUGAAUCCGAAGUCAAAGACUUUGUAAAAUCACACGGUGGCCACACAGUAAUUCAAUCGGUUCUUAUUGCAAAUAAUGGUAUUGCUGCUGUUAAGAAUAUCCGAUCAGUCAGAAAGUGGGCUUACGAAACAUUUGGCAACGAACGAGCCAUUUCUUUCACUGUCAUGGCAACUCCUGAAGAUUUAGAAGCCAAUGCUGACUAUAUCAGAAUGGCUGAUCAAUACGUCGAGGUCCCUGGAGGAACAAAUAAUAACAACUAUGCCAAUGUUGAAUUGAUUGUUGAUAUUGCCGAAAGAUACAAUUGUCAAGCCGUUUGGGCUGGUUGGGGUCAUGCAUCUGAAAAUCCUCUUCUUCCUGAAUCUUUAGCUGCUUCUCCUAAAAAGAUCAUUUUUAUUGGACCUCCAGGCUCGGCCAUGAGAUCCCUCGGUGACAAAAUUUCUUCCACAAUUGUUGCACAACAUGCUAAAGUUCCUUGUAUUCCAUGGUCUGGUACUGGUGUCGAUGCUGUUGACAUUGAUUCCAAUACUGGCCUUGUCUCUAUUUCAGAUGAAGUUUACAAAUUAGGGUGCUGUUUAGGUCCUGAGGAUGGCCUUGAAAAGGCCAAAAAGAUUGGAUUUCCAGUCAUGAUUAAAGCUUCCGAAGGUGGUGGCGGUAAAGGUAUUAGAAAAGUUGAUGAUGAGAAGAAUUUUGUUUCUCUUUACCACCAAGUUGAGGGCGAAAUCCCCGGAUCUCCUAUUUUUAUUAUGCAACUUGCUGGAAAUGCCCGUCAUUUAGAAGUUCAACUGCUUGCAGAUCAAUAUGGAAACAAUAUUUCACUUUUCGGUAGAGAUUGCUCGGUUCAACGACGACAUCAAAAAAUUAUUGAAGAAGCCCCUGUUACAAUUGCAAAUCCCCAAACCUUUACUGCGAUGGAGAAGGCAGCAGUCCGUCUUGGAAAACUUGUUGGCUAUGUUUCUGCCGGUACUGUGGAGUAUUUAUAUUCCCACCAUGAUGAUAAAUUUUACUUUUUAGAAUUAAACCCUCGUCUUCAAGUCGAACACCCCACAACUGAAAUGGUCACUGGUGUAAAUCUCCCAGCUGCUCAACUUCAAAUAGCUAUGGGAUUGCCAUUGCACCGCAUUCGUGAUAUUAGAUUAUUCUAUGGUGUUGAUCCUCAUACAUCUACUCCUAUUGAUUUUGACUUUUCUUCGGAAGAAUCGCUGAAAACUCAACGCCGCCCAGUUCCUCGUGGUCACACCACUGCAUGCCGUAUAACAUCUGAAGAUCCUGGUGAAGGAUUUAAACCAUCAAGUGGAAUGAUGCAUGAAUUAAAUUUUAGAUCUAGCUCCAAUGUUUGGGGUUAUUUCUCUGUUGGUAAUCAGGGUGGUAUUCACUCGUUUUCUGAUUCGCAGUUUGGCCAUAUUUUUGCUUUUGGCGAAAAUAGAAAGGCAUCACGUCAGCACAUGGUUGUUGCUCUUAAAGAGCUUUCUAUUCGUGGUGACUUUAGAACAACUGUUGAAUAUCUAAUUAAACUUCUUGAGACUCCUGAUUUUGAACAAAAUACUAUUACUACUGGUUGGCUUGAUGAACUUAUUUCUAAGAAGCUUACUGUUGAGCGACCUGAUAUGUUUGUAGCUGUGAUCUGUGGUGCCGCUACCAAGGCCCACAUUGCUGCUGAGGCAAACCUUGAGGAAGUUAGACAGUCACUUGAAAAAGGUCAAGCACCCUCAAAAGAUACAUUGAAGUCAAUUUUCACUAUCGAUUUUAUUUAUGAAGGGCAAAGAUUUAAGUUUACUGCUACCCGCUCAUCAAUUGAUGCCUACACACUGUUCAGCAAUGGUUCUAAAAUUGAUGUAGGUGUCAGAGCCUUGAUCGAUGGUGGCAUCCUUGUUUCCGUCGGUGGAAAGUCUCAUAGUGUUUAUUGGAAAGAAGAGGUUGGUGCUACCCGUCUUUCUAUAGAUUCUAAAACAUGCCUUUUAGAGGUUGAAAGCGAUCCUACUCAACUCCGAACACCAUCCCCUGGUAAGCUUGUUAAGUUUUUGGUUGAAAACGGUGAACAUGUUACUGCAGGCCAACCUUAUGCUGAGGUUGAAGUCAUGAAGAUGUAUAUGCCAUUAGUUGCUCAGGAAGAUGGUGUUGUUCAACCUAUUAAACAACCUGGUUCUACUCUUCAAGCUGGUGAUAUUCUUGGAAUUUUAGCUUUAGAUGAUCCGUCUAAGGUAAAGCUUGCCAAACCAUUUGAAGGUCAAUUUCCUGAUAUGGGUGCUCCAACUGUAGUUGGUACCAAACCCUUCCAAAGAUUUGAUCUUUUGUAUAAAACUCUGAAAAAUAUUUUGACUGGUUUUGAUAAUCAAGUUGUUAUGAAUCGCACUGUUAAGGAGCUUAUUGAAGUUCUUCGCAACCCUGAUUUACCUUUUGGACAGUGGUCUCAACAAGCUUCUGCUCUUCAUUCUCGAAUCCCGCAAAAAUUAGAUGCUCAACUUUCUUCUCUUGUUGAGAAAGCCAAAUCACGAAAAGCAGAGUUUCCUGCGAGACAACUUCUUAAGGCUCUUGAUAAGUUUAUCCCUCAAGACUCUAGUGAUGCUUUUAUCUUUAACCAAGCAAUUGAACCUCUUGUUUCUAUUUGUAACCAGUAUUCUGAUGGUCUUGCUGCCCAUGAGUUCAAAGUUAUUAACAGUCUUUUGGAGGAAUAUUAUAAUAUUGAAAAGUUAUUUUCGCAUCCUAAUCUGAGAGAUGAAGAUGUAAUUCUACGUCUUAGAGAUGAACAUCGUGAUGACAUCAAGUUUGUUCUUAUGACUAUUCUUUCACAUAGUCAAGUUGGUGCCAAGAAUAAUCUUAUUCUUGCAAUUUUCAAUGAGUAUCAGCCUUCCACUGUUGAUAGUGCUAAUAUUGCUAAAUAUUUAAGACCAUCUCUUAAGAAUAUUGUCGAACUGGAGUCACGCUCUACUCAGAAGGUCGUUUUGAAAGCUCGUGAAAUCCUUAUUCAGUGCUCUCUUCCAUCCCUCAAGGAAAGAUCUGAUCAACUUGAGCAUAUUCUUCGUUCUUCAGUUGUGGAAACUACUUAUGGUGAAAUUGGAUAUGAACGCCGUACUCCAAAGCUUGAUGCUCUUCGUGAGGUCAUUGAUUCUCGUUACACUGUCUUUGACGUUUUGGAUCAGUUUUUCACUCAUUCUGAUCCCUAUGUUGUUUUGGCUGCUCUUGAGGUUUAUGUUAGACGUGCUUGCCGUGCUUACACCAUUCUUGAGCUUAACUACCAUAACGAAACUGGAAACAAGCCAGCUAUUGCAUGGAAGUUUAAACUUUCUUCUGUUGCGCAGGCUGCUUUCAACACUAUGACCCAAACAUCAUCCGUUCCAGGUGGCAAAGAUAUUUCUCGUUCUCUUUCAGUUUCUGACCUUACCUUCAUGGCGGAUAAGUCAGAUCAGGACCCUGUUAGAACUGGUGUUAUCUCUCCUGCAUCCGAUUUUGAUGAAAUUGAAGAGGCACUUUCUAAUGCUAUUGAAUUUUUCCCUAGACGUUCUGGUGGUAUCGAAUUUUCAUCCGCUGCCCAAAGUUCGCUUGCUGCUCAAAGACGUCCACAGCCUUCUCAGUCUUCUAAGAUUUUAAGCAAUGUUCUUUCAAUCAUGGUCAAGACCGCUGAACAUCUUGAUGACGAUACUAUUCUUGGCCGUCUUCAAGAAGUUAUUGAUGAUUACAAGGAAGACUUGUUAAAUUCAAAUGUUCGUCGCGUUACUUUCGUCAUUGGUGAAGGCGUUGGAUCGUAUCCGAAGUAUUUUACUUUCCGUGGGCCAGAUUAUCAGGAACAUAAGACAAUUCGUCAUAUUGAGCCUGCCUUAGCUUUCCAACUUGAGCUUGGACGUCUUUCAAAUUUUAAUAUCAAGCCUAUUUUUACCGACAACAGAAAUAUUCACGUUUACGAGGCAACAGCCAAAAAUGCACCUACUGACAGAAGAUUUUUCACGAGAGGCAUUGUACGUCCAGGAAAACUUAGAGAUGAGAUUUCCACUUCUGAAUAUCUUAUUUCUGAAGCAAAUCGCUUGAUGUCGGAUAUUUUGGAUGCUCUGGAAGUCAUUGGAACUUCGAAUUCUGAUCUUAAUCAUAUUUUUAUUAAUUUUUCUGCUGUAUUUGCCCUUGCCCCUGAAGAAGUUGAGGCCGCUUUCGGUGGAUUUUUGGAACGAUUUGGCAGAAGACUUUGGCGACUUCGUGUCACUGGUGCUGAAAUCCGGAUUGUUAUUAACGAACCAUCAACUGGAAAAACCUACCCUCUUCGUGCUCUUAUUAACAACGUUUCUGGUUACGUUGUGGAAUCGGAGCUAUAUGCUGAAGUUAGAAAUGAAAAGAAUGAAUGGGUUUUCAAGUCGCUUGGUAAGCCUGGCAGUAUGCACCUUCGUCCUAUUAGCACCCCUUACUCCACAAAGGAGUCACUUCAGCCUAAAAGAUAUAAGGCUCAUCUUAUGGGAACUACUUACUGUUAUGAUUUCCCGGAUCUUUUCCGUCAAGCAAUUGCUUCUGCCUGGAAAAAGUUCCCCAACCUGAAAAUGCCUGAAGACUUUUUCAAUUCUAUUGAAUUAGUUUCUGAUGCGUCUGGAGAACUUUCCGAAAUUAACCGUGAACCCGGAACUAAUACUAUUGGUAUGGUUGCUUGGAAGAUUACGGCUAAAACACCUGAAUAUCCUCACGGCCGUAAGUUUGUCGUCAUUGCCAAUGAUAUUACUUUCAAAAUUGGUUCUUUUGGUCCCCAAGAGGACGCCUUUUUCAAUUCAGUUACUGAGCUUGCCCGCAAGGAAGGUAUUCCUCGCAUUUAUCUUUCGGCAAAUUCUGGUGCUCGAAUUGGAAUUGCUGAAGAAAUUCUGCCUUUGUUUUCUGUUGCUUGGGUUGAUCAACAGGAUCAAACGAAGGGUUUUAGAUAUUUUUAUCUCACCCCUGACGUUUACAACUCGUUGGUUUCUUCCGGAAAGAAAAGCUCUGUCAUUACUGAGCGCAUUGUUGAAGAUGGAGAAGAACGAUACAAGAUUAACACCAUUGUUGGGCUAGAAGAUGGUCUUGGUGUUGAAUGUUUGAGAGGAUCAGGCCUCAUUGCUGGUGCCACUUCUCGCGCUUACAAGGAUAUUUUUACAGUCACUCUGGUGACUUGCCGCUCUGUCGGCAUUGGUGCGUACCUUGUGCGCUUGGGACAAAGAUCAAUCCAAAUUGAGGGUCAGCCUAUCAUUCUCACUGGUGCCCCAGCCAUUAACAAGCUUCUUGGUCGCGAGGUUUACUCUUCCAAUCUUCAGCUUGGUGGUACACAAAUCAUGUACAAAAAUGGUGUUUCCCAUUUGACUGCUAAUGACGAUUUUGCUGGUGUUGAAAAAAUUGUGGAAUGGAUGUCUUAUGUUCCCGGUGCUCGCGACUUGCCGGUUCCUGUUCUUGAAACUGGUGAUAAUUGGGAUCGUGACGUUGAAUACACACCUACUCGCAACGAACCUUAUGAUGUCCGUUGGCUUAUUGCUGGGCGUGAAAACACCGAUGGUACCUUUGAAUCUGGUCUUUUUGAUAAGGGCUCCUUUUUUGAAACUUUGAGUGGUUGGGCUAGAGGUGUUGUUGUUGGUAGAGCACGUCUUGGCGGUAUUCCUUUCGGUGUUAUUGCCGUUGAAACCAGAACCGUUGACAAUGUUAUUCCAGCAGAUCCUGCUAACCCCGAUUCCACUGAAGUCACGCUGCAAGAAGCUGGUCAAGUUUGGUAUCCUAAUUCUGCUUUUAAGACCGCUCAAGCUAUUAAUGACUUUAAUCAGGGUGAGCAACUUCCUCUUAUGAUUCUUGCAAACUGGAGAGGCUUUUCCGGUGGUCAGAGAGACAUGUACAACGAAGUCUUGAAGUAUGGUUCCUACAUUGUGGAUGCACUUGUUAACUACAAGCAGCCUAUUAUGAUUUACAUUCCCCCUACAGGCGAGCUUCGUGGUGGCUCUUGGGUUGUUGUUGAUCCUACCAUCAAUUCCGACAUGAUGGAAAUGUAUGCCGAUGAAGAGUCCCGGGCUGGUGUUCUAGAGCCUGAAGGCAUGGUCGGUAUUAAAUUCCGAAAAGACAAGCUUGUUGCCACCAUGAAGAGACUUGAUAGUGUUUAUGCUGAUUUGACUCGUAAGAUUGAGGAAGCUCGGACUAGUGGUUUAUCCGAAGCAGAAGUCAAUGAGCUUAAGGAUAAACUUGCCGAGCGUGAAGAAAAUCUUCUUCCCAUUUAUCAACAGAUUUCUGUCCAGUUUGCUGAUCUUCAUGAUCGUGUUGGAAGAAUGGAGGCCAAGGGGGCUAUUCGCAAAGCUUUGACCUGGAGAGAAUCUAGAAGAUACUUUUUCUGGCGCAUUCGCAGAAGAUUAAAUGAAGAGUAUCUUAUCCAAAGAAUCAGUGAAGCUCUACCGCAGUCUACUCGUUUGGAACAAGUUGCCCGUUUGAAAUCUUGGUAUAGCUCUAAGAUUAAUGACAACGAUAAUGACAAGUCUGUUGCUUUGUGGCUUGAAGAAAAUCAUAAGUCUCUUGCCCAGAACAUUACUGCUCUGCGCAAAGAUAACACUACCUCUUAUAUCCUUUCACUUGCCAGAAAGAAUCGUGAUCAGACUAUUUCUAGUUUGGCCGAAGCAAUUAAGAAACUUUCUCCUUCUGACCGGGAAUCUCUUUUAAAGCAAAUUUAA